Serendipita indica DSM 11827 is the source of this 240-nucleotide messenger RNA. Lineage: Eukaryota; Fungi; Basidiomycota; Agaricomycetes; Sebacinales; Serendipitaceae. The record is from the annotation of a GenBank genome assembly.
AUGAGCGACGCGACAAAGGAAAAACGACAGCUCAAGAUUAAAACGGGCGCAGUGACUAGGCUUUGGAAGGAGCACACUCUCUACCGAAAUGAACAGAACGAGAACCAGGCAAAGUUGGAUAAGAUGCGUGCAGAUGGCGAGGCGGAUGAGUGGAAGCUCAAGAAUCAGGUCAGCCUACCCAUCAUGUCUCGUGUUCAGGAGUGUGGCAGACUCAUUGCGUUGGGUAUUAGGCGAAUCUGA